Molecule: messenger RNA, 3703 nt
Organism: Triplophysa rosa
Lineage: Eukaryota; Metazoa; Chordata; Actinopteri; Cypriniformes; Nemacheilidae
Gene: frmd8
Product: FERM domain containing 8
Exons: 11
Coding region: 203-1618 (471 amino acids)
Biological process (GO): negative regulation of canonical Wnt signaling pathway
Cellular component (GO): plasma membrane; cytoskeleton
Source: RefSeq, a predicted model, not a curated record
UCGGUCGUUUAAUAUUUCACUGGUGGGCGCUGUUUUAAGAGAGCAUUAUCUAGCUGUGCUGUUGCCGCCGUUAUACUCUAAGCUCUUAUGUAAUUUAUUUUCUCAAAAUAUUUAUGUUCGUCGUCAUUUCCGAUCGAGAGAGAAGUGUCUGAAACGACGGACAGUGUGUCGUAGUAGUUUGGUUUCUAAACUUGUGGAUUAGAUGGAGGCAGAUGAUGGCGACUUCCCCACUGAGCCAUCAGAACAUUCACAUUCGCAGCGCGGAAGUGUGGCUUCCUCGGUCACCAGAGCCCAAGAUUUGAUGGUUUACUUGGCGAGCGACAGUGCAGUGCACUUGACUCUGGAGGGUCUUGGUUGUAUGAGUGCUAAGGAGCUUGGCCGCAGUGUCAGAGAGCCUCUCAACAUUCCCAACUCUGCUGUAGAUGUGUUUGCUUUCUGGUUCUGCUCUCCAUUGCUUGAACUGCAGUUAAAGCCGAAACAUCAGCCCUACAAACUGUGUCGUCAGUGGCAGGACCUGCUAUACCGCUUCACUGACGCCCCUACAGAAGACAUUUCUCAAGAUGAGCCAAGUCUUCUGUACAAAAGAAGUGUUUUUUAUCCCAAGUUUAAAGAACUUCAGAUUGACGAUGAAGGAGUAUUGAAGUUACUUUACGAUGAGGCCAAGAUGAAUAUAUUAGAGGGCCGUUACCCGUGUGACCCUGAACAUUGGCUGACUUUGGGAGCAUUGUCCUGUGCUAUUGAGCUAGGGACAGGGCAUGAUGACCAGGCCGUAAAAGCAGCAAUCAGAGAAAAGAAGCUGUCCUCCUUCUUGCCAGCCCACGUCACAUUAGGAGGAGGUUUUCUGUCCACGUUGAGGGGGAGGGGAGGACGACAUGCUGAGAUGGAGCAAAAUCUUAUUAAGGAGUAUCGUUCAGUCUGUUCCUCUUCUGACGGCUCUAGUCUGGAGCCCACCGCUCUGCUGCACCAGUACCUCAGAACCUGCCACACCCUGCCUUAUUAUGGUUGUGCUUUCUUCAUGGGUGAGAUAGACAAGCCAGCACAGGGUCUACUUCACAGAGGUGGUCGUAAGGUGGUGCAAGUGGGCAUCAGUUUGGAAGGAGUGUAUGUUAUGGAUAUAAAAGAAAAGCAUGUCCUACUGGGUCUUAAAUUCAACGAGCUGUCCUGGGAUCACAGUUACCCAGAAGCAGAAGGAGAUUCGCAUAUACUCUGGCUAGAGUUUGAUGGGGAGGAGGCCGGCCUACAUGUCAAUAAAUUAUUAAAGAUUUAUUCAAAACAGGCUGAGCUAAUGAAUGGUUUGAUUGAGUUUUGUGUGGAGUUAUGCUCUUCUGGUGAGUCAGGAGCCACGGGGACUGACGGUGAGGUCACACCCUCCCAAGCACCUUCAGGACAGGUGGAAACCAGUGAGAAAACCCCAGAGCGAAGACGGGGGAAACUGCGCAGACAGAACAGCGUGGUCUGCAGCCGAGUCCAUUCUCUCAACACCAUUAGCUAUGUUGUUGAUGACGGUAAAGAGGUCAAGCGUCUAAAACCGAAGAGAGCUGCUUCCUUUUUUACGCGACAGGCGCAGCCUCCCACUUACUCGGCUGUUCAGGUGACUGAAAGUUUGGAGCAAGGAUGAACCCCAGCUUCACACUGCCCGGCGACCAAAACUCUGUCCAUUGAGAUUCUCAGAGACACGUUUGUUUACGCAGUACAGAACUCAUCUGAAUGGACGGAUCGGACCAAAAUCACAAACCGAAGAGUUGAACCACUUUUAUAGAUGAUUUGUGCAUUUACAGGUUUAAGUUGAUGCUUUUUUCUUUGCCUGUACAAAAAGAAUGUGAAAUUUGCAGUUUUGUUUAACUAACAUGCUAAACUAAGACAUUUUGGUUCAAGUGCAACAGCUGUAUAAAAUAGGGUGUGACACACUGACUGUUAACCUCUACUAAAGGUCACUGUGUUGAAUUCAGCUAUGCAACCAUCAAACAACAUCCCAGUGGCUGUAAAUCUAGAGUACAGCGGUCCAAUACUUUAAUAUGUGUCAUCAGUACUGCUAAAACCAAGAUCUCCUGCACCAAUGCAGUCAGUGCGUGUUAUAUGCAAACCAGUGCUGCAGUUUGGGGCAGCAGAGCAUUCUGUGCUGUAUUUACUGAAUGGGUGUUGUUUUUGCUGUCAGUUUACCACUAGGCUUGUUGGCAUAUGCAGACCGAGCAACAAGAUGCUACUGCUUAAUCUGUUUAAUAAUGACCAAAGUUAAAUUGACAGAUCAAGUCGAGUGCAGUUGUCCUAAAUUCAAUAUAACUUUGUAUUGUGUGUUUUACUAUUUGCUGAGAAUACCAGUGUGCAUCAGUGGUCACUACCUUGUUGCUCAGAAUUAUUCAUUUCUGUUGGUUUUCUGGUGUAAUGCACUGCUUAAAACAUUAUCCAGGUUAUCUUAUCUGUAAGGCAGAGUGAAUCAUUUAUAUCUACCCUCACUUGUAAAAACAAGUUGCUGGUUGGUGAUAUCAGUCAGUGAUGGUGUAAGUUCACUAGUUCUAUUUAAAGAUGUGUUUCAAUCAAUGUUUGAAACUUUUCACUAAGUAUUGAACUGUAUUUCAAGGCUCUCAAAGCUUGAAUGUAGUCUAUGACAUGUUUCAAAAACACAGGGUUUGACAUUAAGCUUGUCGAGGACAACAGAGGGAAGGAAGAUGUGUAAUUGGACUUCUAGUUCAUAACAUAAUUCACGAUAGAAAGCUUAUUGUCUGAUCCUGAAGGACCAGCUAAAUACCUUUUCGUUACAAUUUUUUUUACCUCGUGGUCUCUAAAUCCCCAGCACCUAUGUGCAUAUUAUUGAAUGUCAGUAUCAGGCGCUACAACUGUUGAGCAUUCAAACCUAUGGCUAAUGAUAUUAAUAUUAUAAAGAAAUGUUUGUUCAAUGUACUGUAUGUGCACGGAAAAAAGUACACAAUCUGAAAAAGCCUAAUGUCAAGCCCUGAUUAGUUUUUUUUUACCAAAACACAAUAUAUAUAUAUAUGCAUGACAUCUACUUAAAUUGAUUUUGUGAUUUAUGCAUGUUUCUGUAAACCUUUCUUUGCCCGCUUUGCACAUGGGAUGUAAUCACAUUUAUUAGUGUGUAGAAUGAAUACACUAAAAAUUCAAAAGCUGAACUGUGAAAUGAAAACACCAACAAUUACAAAACAGACCAGCGGAACAGUUUAAAUCUCAGCGUUUUUUAAAGAGUGCUUGUGCUGUUAUCAUGCUAAAUACAUUUAUCCAACAUUGCAUAGUCUUAUGUAACACUGUACCAUGUUUUAUUUUCCAUUCUAGACUGAAUUUUCUCAUUUUAUUUUAAUCUGAGCAAGACAGACGGAGUGUCUGACCUGUUAGAUACAUUUGCACCCCCUAACUGUACUGAAGAUAGUUAUACCUGUCAAAAACUAAUUUAAAGUGCCUUUUUUACAAUCACAUUUUCUCUGUUGCUGUAGUUUUAGCCGUCAAUGUCGUUUUUUAUGUACCCUGUCUUUUAGUUUAAAAGUUUAUCUUCACCUUUGUUGUUUAUGAAGUUUUUACACAAAUGAGCACUACCAAAUAUUUGUGACUGUAAGAUUAACUGAAUCCAUUUAUAUGCAGCAUUGAAUCUUUUUAUUCCUGCUUUGUACUAACUUUUGGCAUACUUAUCAGUACAUAAUUGUCUGUAUAAUGGAUUUUAUAUUGAUGUUUUAUUUAAGUAAACUAUUCCUGCAAC